Molecule: messenger RNA, 1398 nt
Organism: Cavenderia fasciculata
Lineage: Eukaryota; Evosea; Eumycetozoa; Acytosteliales; Cavenderiaceae
Gene: rexo4
Product: RNA exonuclease 4
Exons: 3
Coding region: 1-1398 (465 amino acids)
Cellular component (GO): nucleus
Molecular function (GO): exonuclease activity; nucleic acid binding
Source: RefSeq, a predicted model, not a curated record
AUGUCAGAGAAGAAUCAUAAUCAAAACAAGAGAAAGCAAAUGGAGGUUGACACAAAGGUAAAGACACCAGCAGCUGCUGUCGUUCCAACAAAAGCACCAACAGCCAAACCAGCAGCAGCCAAACCAGCAGCAGGAGCAGUAGAUAAAAAGAAAAAGGAUGAUAAUAAGAAGAAAUUCAACAACAAAUACAACAAAUUCAAUGGUCCUAAAAAGUAUAUCAAGAAGAAAAAGACUCCCAAAGCUGCAACAGCAGAUGGAGCAGACAACAACAACAACAACAAGAAAAAUGAACAUAUUGUAAAGAAACAAAAGGUUGCAGAGAUUGUUGAACCAAUCGUCAUUGAACCACCUAAACCUGUUGAACCAAUAGAUGCUGCUAAAAUAGGUUCAAAUUGGGAGUUACUUAAAAAGAAAAGAAAGGUUAAACCACAACAACCAUCACAAGAAGAAAAGAAACCAGAACAAGAACAAUCAUCAUCAUCAUCAACAACAAGAUCUGUACCACCAAAGAAAAAGGAUGAACUUGAUGGAAUUGAAAUAGAUGAAUCUAAAUCAAUAUUUGAUUUAAGAACAACUAUUGAUAAAUCGUAUGUUGUAUAUGAAUGUCAAAGAGGUACAAAAGGUACAAACACACGGAGUACAAAAAGAGUAGCAAUUGAUUGUGAAAUGGUUGAAGUAAUUGAUGAUGAAGGAGCAAGAAAGAGUUCACUUGGAAGUGUUUGUGUGAUCAAUCAAUAUGGAAAUACAAUUUAUAAGAGUUUUGCUAAACCCGAUCGUAGGGUAAGCGAUUUUAGAACGAGAUGGUCGGGAUUGACCAAAGCUAAAAUAGACAGUGCUCCACCUGCUGCACAAGUACAAAAGGCCGUUGCCCAACUACUCCGUGACAAGAUUGUCAUUGGACAUGAUUUGGCCACCGAUCUCAAAGUACUAGAGAUUCACGUCGACCCUAAAUUCCAACGUGACAGUUCAUCGUUUGAUCCAUUAAUGUGUGAUCAAGAGUUACAAGUUAAAAAGAAAAAGGAUAGCCAUUCAGCAGCUCCACAAAAGAAAUUAAAUCUUCAAGAUUUAAUGACCAACGAUGACGAUAAUAACAACAGCGCUGGUGGUGCCAAAGAAAAUGAAUUGGUUACUGUUACUAGACGUAUGCCACAAUCACUCAAAAAGUUGGCAGCCAUUCAUCUUGGAGUACGUAUUCAAAAGGGUCAACACAAUGCCGAAGAAGAUGCACUCACCUCGAUGAUGUUGUACAACAAAUUCAAAAAGCAAUGGGAAGACGAAACAACCAAAAAGUUUUAUCAUCAAAAGAAACCAAAUCAAAUCAAAAAACAAGAACAACAAGAGAAAUAUGAUGAAUAUAAAAGAAACAAAGAAUAUUAUUUCCAAUCUCUUAAAAAAUAA